AUGGCGACUCUCGUCAUCCCCAAAUCCGACUCGACAGUCCGCUUGCGGGCCAUCGAUGCAAAGUGCGCGGUGUCUCUCCACACCCGCAACUUCUUGGAACCCCAGCUCGUAGGCUUCGAGACACUCAAUCUAACCACAGUUUGCUACUUAAUCGAUCACCCUGCUUCAGGCAAACGAAUACUCUUCGACUGUGGCGCUAGAAAAGACUUUGAGAACUACUCGCCGGCUUUCAAGGAUCGUCUCAAUACCAUUAUCAAGGGCUUGAGGAUUGAAGCGGAUGUGAACGACAUCUUGGAGGAUGCCGGUAUUUUAUUGAGCUCUAUCGAUUCUAUCGUAUGGAGCCAUUGGCAUUGGGAUCACAUUGGGGCUGCAGCCAAGUUCCCGCGGUCUGCUGAGGUUGUUGUUGGUCCUGGCUUCAAGGACAACUUCAUGCCGGGCUAUCCCACAAACCCUCAAGCCCCUCUGCUGGAUGCAGACUUCAGGGAUCGGACAGUGAAUGAAAUCUCCUUCGACAAAUCGCCUCUCCGAAUCGGCAACUUUGCAGCAUUCGAUUUCUUCGGCGACGGCUCCUUCUACCUGCUUGACAGCCCUGGACAUGCAAUAGGGCAUAUGUGCGGUCUGGCGAGAACUACCCCAACCACUUUUGUAUUUCUAGGUGGAGAUAUCUGCCACUUUCCGGGCAUGUUCCGUCCUGGCCCUCAGGCACCUCUCCCAGACCCAGUACCCUCCGCUCAGCUGGACGACUACUUCCCGAUUCCCUGUCCCUGUUCAUUGUUCACGAGACACCACCCUCUCAUCGAGCCCGAUUCGAAAGCUGCGAAAUCAUCGUCGUUCUUCGAAGUCACCUCAGUCAAACCAUCUUCUUACCACGACCGAGAACCGGCUAUGAACAGUAUACGCGCAAUGCAGGAGUUUGAUGCGUCUCCCGACAUUCUCGUAUGCAUCGCACAUGAUCCGACACUUCUUAAGGUAUUGCCUUUAUUGAAUGAUUCCAUCGACGACGACUUAAACGAGUGGAAGGAACGGGGAUUCAAGGAGAGGUUGCAAUGGGGCUGGCUGAAUGAGCUCCCUCGAAAUGGCAAACCCGGUCGACCUGCGCUCGUCGAGGGCGCAUGGAGGGAUGGUAAAAAAAUCACAGACUUUCAAGAACUGAAAGCGUCGAGUUGA
This is a messenger RNA of Neohortaea acidophila, 1167 nucleotides long. RefSeq names its product beta-lactamase-like protein. Lineage: Eukaryota; Fungi; Ascomycota; Dothideomycetes; Mycosphaerellales; Teratosphaeriaceae. The transcript is spliced from 2 exons. The coding region runs from base 1 to 1167 and encodes 388 amino acids. The record is from RefSeq and is a predicted model, not a curated record.